Molecule: messenger RNA, 6221 nt
Organism: Oryzias latipes (Japanese medaka)
Lineage: Eukaryota; Metazoa; Chordata; Actinopteri; Beloniformes; Adrianichthyidae
Gene: shprh
Product: SNF2 histone linker PHD RING helicase
Biological process (GO): protein polyubiquitination; nucleosome assembly; DNA damage response
Cellular component (GO): nucleosome; nucleus
Molecular function (GO): DNA binding; ubiquitin protein ligase activity; ATP binding
Source: RefSeq, a predicted model, not a curated record
CGCUACGUCACUUCCUUUAAACAAAAAUGGCGAUCGUUGCUGUUGCUGCUUGAAUGCUUCGUUUUGUUUGUUUUUGUUGUUGUUUGUGUGGCCUUUCGUCAACAUGAAGCUGCUUCCGGUUCCGCUCUAAUCCCCGCAGGUUCUGACGGUACCGAAGCUCUUUUCUCCAGACGUGAAAUUCUUUCUUUUUGUGUCUGCGGCUCCGUUUCCCUCAGACCGAAUGAUUCCUGUCAACAUUUGAAGUUUAUUAAGGGAAUGCGCGGGAAGCACGCGCGCUCAUAAACGCAGGAUGUUCCGGUUGUGUGGCGGGUUCUUCUGAUGGGAAUGUAGCGUGAGGCGCAUCUUUAUCAGCCAAUCACAGAGCAGCUCGAGACACCACAAGAGCAGAGGGUUGCUGAGGUAAAAUCAUAACGAACCUUCUCUGUGACAACACCUGGAACAGGUCCACCUGCACACCUGGAACAGGUCCACCUGAACACCUGGAACAGGUCCACCUGCACACCUGGAACAGGUCCACCUGCACACCUGGAACAGGUCCACCUGAACACCUGGAACAGGUCCACCUGCACACCUGGAACAGGUCCACCUGAACACCUGGAACAGGUCCACCUGCACACCUGGAACAGGUCCACCUGAACACCUGGAACAGGUUCCCCACCUCUCUGUUCUUCUGCAGCAGUCCAGGUCGCUCUGUUCUCCCUCCUUCAUGCUCAGAACCAAAUCUUGUUCACUUCAGUGGGAACGCAGGGGGACUUUCCACAGAGAGGAGGAGAACCAAACGGAGGAGGUGCUGUAAGCUCCGUGUGUUUGGAGGAGAACCAAACAGCCACAGCGAGAGUCCAAAGAAGCAGGAACCCUGAAGGAGUUUGGAAAUGCAUGCUGGGUAAAGGAGGAGCAGUGAGGAGCGGCAAGAACUCCUUCAGAGGUCUUCAGCAUGAGCAGCCGCCGGAAGAGGGCCCCCCCCGUGAGGGUGGACGAGGCGGCCAAACGGGGGCUGGACUGGGACAUGUUGGAGGACCGCAGGAAGGAGGUGGAAGAGGAGCAGACCCCAUCCUGCUCCCGGCCUUUCGGGGACCCUCGUGCCAGCAGUUCCUUCCCCAGCGGUGUAGAGGCUUUCUGCGCGCCCCCCCUCCGGGUUUCAGACCAGCGUCCCGGCCCGUCUGCGGACAGCGGCCCUUGCUCCGCCUCCUUGGCGCUGUCUGUCCUGCCGGCUCCGAGGCUCGCCCACGUCUGGAAGGCUCUCCUUGGGGAGUUCCGAGUGCGGCCGGCUCGGCCCCCACCCGACUGGGAGCAGACGGCGUUCACGCUGCGCCGGACAGGGGGGCAGCUCUGCCUCAGCUACAGCACCGAGGAGCAGCCGUGGAGCCCGGGGGGGGACAGCUGCCCCUCGGAGGCCGGCCUCAGCGGGAUCUCCCUGGAGGAGCUGGACUGGCUGCAGAGGAGGCGCGCGGUGCAGCUGCUCCACCAGGCGGACGCUCCGGCGUUCAAGGUGGGGAUCUACCUGUUGGAAUCCGGACUGGGACAUCCCGAGUUCCUCAGUGAGGGCAGCGCUCGUCUGAAAAAGGCCAACCAGCUCCUGCAGAAGUUAAUGGAGUAUUUUUACGACUUCAUCAUUCCAGAGGUUGUGGAGAACAGCGAGGAGGAGUGCGACACUGACCUGGAGAGGCAGAACGUGGAGGAGCUCUACGACUACGUCCGACACGUGCAUCAGAGCGAGAGCCAGCAGGCGGCGUGGGGCGUCCAGCACAAGGCUCUGAUCCCGGUGCUGAGGCUCUACCAGAGCCAGGCCGUCAACUGGAUGCUGAGGAGGGAGAAGCACAGGAGCUGUGCUCCGAAAGAUCCAUCGCUGCAUUUCCUCUGGAGGGAGCUGCUCACUUUGUGUGGAAAGAAGUUGUUUUACAAUCCUUUUACGGGCUGUUUAAUGCGGGAAUUCCCGCUGAGCGGGAUCGAGUGGCCCGGCGGGAUCCUGGCCGAUGAGAUGGGGCUGGGGAAGACGGUGGAGGUUCUGGCGCUCAUCCUGUCCCACAGCCGGCAGGACGUGGAGCAGGAGGCCCUCACCCUGCCGGCGGGAAAGACUGUGAAUUACUUUGUCCCUCCUCCUCCUCUGGAGAGGAAGGAGGCUCUACCCUGCAGGUCUGCCGUCCCGCCCAGAGUCAAAGUGUCCCAUCCCAGUACGUUGGCGAGCGUCUCACACCGCCCUCGCUGCCGACCCUCGCUGACGUUCUCCUGUGAAACUGCUUCUUCUGCAGCCGUGCGCGCCAUGCUGGUCACCGCCAUCAAGGAGAUGCGAUCUGGCAAAGGCGCCUCCAUCAACGCCGUCUUCACCUACAUCCGCGCCACGUACGGCUACGACCUCCUGAAGAACCGCAACCACAUCAAAAAGACUCUGGCCAAGCUGAUCAGCGAGGACAUGGUGGAGCAGGUCAAAGGUCGCGGGCUGGCAGGCUCCUUCCGGCUGGGAAAGAACCACAAAGAAACACAGAAAAUGUUAGCAGCCGCGUCCAGAUCCCAGACGUCCAAACACGCCGACAGCACGCCCAGGAAGACCUCGCAGAGACGGGCCAAGGAGAAGGCCGAAGCCGCUCUGCACAGCGCCCUCUCUGAAGACCUGACCGACGACUGCCCUGCUGCAGAGCGACCAGAGGGGCGGGCCGGAGCUCUUCGGGGGGAGGAGCCGUGUGCCGCGCUCCGCCCCCCUGCGGCCUCCGCGCAGACGCGUUCAGAGGAGAGCCGGGCAGACCUGCAAAGGAGGUCGAGUGUGGAGGAGGAGUCAGAGGGUGGAGGAGGAGCUGCAGAGCUGGGCUCGCAGGAGGAGACCCCCACCAGAGCGUCCAUCACCCCCUUCAACACCCCCGAUUACCGCUUCGAGUGCAUCUGCGGGGAGUUGGGCAUCGUGGACUGCAAGGCGCGCGUGCAGUGCAUGAACUGCCAGCUGUGGCAGCACGCCGACUGCGUCAACUACAAGGCGGAGAGCCGCUCCACCACGCCCUUCUACUGCCCCCACUGCCUGGUGGCCAUGACGCCCGUCUCCACCGGCGCCACGCUCAUCAUCUCCCCCAGCUCCAUCUGCCACCAGUGGGUGGAGGAGAUCAACCGGCACAUCAGGUCCGCCUCCCUGCGCGUGCUGGUGUACCAGGGCGUGAAGAAGCACGGCUUCAUCCAGCCGCACGUGCUGGCCCAGCAGGACGUGGUCAUCACCACCUACGACGUCCUGCGCUCCGAGCUCAACUACAUCGACAUCCCCCACAGCAACAGCAGAGACGGCCGCCGCUUCCGCAACCAGAAGCGCUACAUGGCCGUCCCCAGCCCUCUAGUGGCCGUGGAGUGGUGGCGCGUCUGUUUGGACGAGGCUCAGAUGGUGGAGUGUCCCACAGCCAAGGCGGCAGAGAUGGCGCUGCGUCUGGCGUCUGUCAACCGCUGGUGCGUCAGUGGGACGCCGGUCCAGAGAGGCCUGGAAGAUCUCUACGGCCUGGUGCUCUUCCUCGGGGUCGACCCGUACUGGGUGAAACACUGGUGGGACCAGCUGCUGUACCGGCCCUAUCGCCGUGGAAACACCGAGCCGCUCUACAGCGUCAUCGCUCAGAUUCUGUGGCGCUCGGCCAAGAAAGAUGUCAUCGAUCAGAUCCAGAUCCCCCCCCAGACGGAGGAGGUGCACUGGCUGCACUUCUCCCCCGUCGAGGGUCACUUCUAUCACCGCCAGCACGAGGUCUGCUCGCGGGACGCUCUGGUCAAACUCCGGAAGAUCUCCGACUGGAGCCUGAAGCUGGGGAGCCUGGACCGCCGCACCGUCGACAGCAUCCUGUAUCCGCUGCUGCGGCUGCGGCAGGCCUGCUGCCACCCCCAGGCUGUGAGGGGGGAGUUCCUGCCUCUGCAGAAAAGCACCAUGACGAUGGAGGAGCUCCUGAAGUCCCUGCAGAAGAAGUGCCGGGUGGAGUGUGAGGAGGCGCACAGACAGCUGGUGUGCGCUCUGAACGGUCUGGCUGGCAUCCACAUCAUCAGAGGUGACCCCUCGGCUCCGUCGCCUCAAGACCUCCUCUCUGUGCGGCGCUCCUCACGAGCCUCUCCUUCCUCUGCAGGCGAGUUUGUGGAGGCGGCAGAGAUGUACAGGGAGGUGCUGCGCUCCUCAGAGGAGCACAAAGACCGGCUGAAGACGGACUCCCUUCAGAGGCUUCACGCCACCCACAACCUGAUGGAGCUGCUGAGUGCAAAGCAUUCUGGGAUUCCCCCGACCCUGAGGGACGACCGGCUGAGCCAAGAGGCGGAGCAGCUGCGCCAACACUACAUGACCAAAUACGACUCGGAGGUGGCCGACGCCCAUCAGGCCCUGCAGCCGGUGCUGCAGAACAUCAAAGAGCUGAAACGGCAGGUCAAUCUGAGUUCUCCAUGGUGGCUGGAUGUAAUCCAGAGAGCCAACCGCUGCGCCACAGCCGACGAUCUGGUGUCGCGGGUCAAGAACGAGCUAACGUCCAGCUACAAGCAGCAGGCCAACAAGCUCUCCAUGGCAGAAAAGUUUCGUGACGCCUCCGGCCUGCAGUUUCUGCUCACCACACAAAUGCAGGACCUGCUGAAGUCGCAGCAGACGGUGCGAGAUGCAGUGAAGCGUCUGGAAGGUCCGGCGUCUAAGGAGGUCAUCGAGGAGGCCACCGUCUGCCACCUCCGGCCCAUGCGACUCCCCCUCAACAACUGCGUGUUCUGCAAAGCAGACGAGCUUUUCACCGACUACGAGUCCAAACUGUUCGCUCACACCGUGAAAGGUCAGACGGCCAUCUUUGAAGAAAUGAUCGAGGACGAAGAGGGGCUGAUGGACGACCGCCUCCCCACCACCAGCCGCGGCCUGUGGGCCGCCAGCGAGACCGAGCGCACCCUGAAGGCCAUCCUGUCAUUUGCCAAAAGCCGGCGCAUGGCCCCGGAGCUGGUGGAGGAGGGGAACACCUUCAUGGAUCUGUUUGAGAACUGGAAGAAGGAGUACAAGGUGCUGCACGAGUACUGGAUGGUGUUGCGUAACCACGUGUCGGCCAUCGACGAGCUGGGCAUGGCCACGGAAAGGCUGCGCGUGCGUCUGCCGGACGAGCCCAAACCCAAACUCCUGCACAUCAUCGAACCGCACGAGGUGGAGCAGAACCGGGUCAAGCUUCUGAACGACCAGGCGGUGGCCAAGUCUCAGCUGCAGAAGAAGCUGGGACAGUUUCUGUACCUCACCAACCUGGAGAAGUCCCAGGACAAGUCUACGGGCGGGCUGAACCCAGAACCAUGUCCCAUCUGUGCCCGGCCUCUGGGCCAGGAGUGGGCGGUGCUGACCUGCGGCCACUGCUUCUGCAACGAGUGCAUCUCCAUCAUCGUGGAGCAGUACAGCGUGGGCUCGCGGCGCCGAGCCAUCAAAUGUGCCAUCUGCAGGCAGACCACGUCCCACGCCGAAAUCUCCUACGUGUUCACCACGCAGUCCAGCAGCCAGGACCAAGACAUCCCUGUGAAGGGGAGCCACUCCACCAAGGUGGAGGCUGUGGUGAGGACGCUGAAGAGGAUCCAGAUACGGGAUCCCGGAGCCAAGUGUCUGGUCUUCUCCACGUGGCAGAGCGUUCUGGACAUCAUCGCCAAGGCCUUGUUCGACAACAGCCUGGAGUUCUCCCAAAUUAACGGGAUUCACAAGUUCCAGGAGAACCUGAGCUCCUUCAAGUACGAGGAGAAGAUCAACAUCCUCCUCCUCCCUCUCCACACCGGCUCCAACGGGCUGAACAUCAUCGAGGCGACCCACGUCCUGCUGGUGGAGCCCAUCCUGAACCCCGCCCACGAGCUCCAGGCCAUCGGCCGAGUCCACCGGAUCGGCCAGACCAAGCCGACGUUCGUCCACAGAUUCCUCAUCAAGUCCACCAUUGAGGAGCGGAUGCAGGCCAUGCUGAAGACGCAGGAAAAGAGUCACAGCAGCGCCGCCAUGAAGCACUCGGAGGCCGCCGUCCUGACCGUGGCCGACCUGGCGGACCUGUUCACCGAAGACGCAGAGGCUCUGGAGUGAAACCGUUUGAUGGACAGCAGCUGAGAGGAUGAGGACCAGCAGAACCGUCCCUGAAGGUUCUGGAGUCUCCGCGUGGACCCUGAGGAGCAGGACCAGAUCUGCUGCGUCAGAAUGACAGGCGUGACCCCGGCUGACCCCCGAGGACUGUUUCUAGCUCAGUUAGCUCGCUGCUCUUUAUUUAUUGAAUAAAUGGAGACACGUCUUUUACAAA